Messenger RNA from Hyposmocoma kahamanoa, 1318 nucleotides. Its product is annotated as E3 ubiquitin-protein ligase RNF181. NCBI's taxonomy places the organism in Eukaryota, Metazoa, Arthropoda, Insecta, Lepidoptera, Cosmopterigidae. Gene Ontology annotation, cellular component: cytoplasm. The record is from RefSeq and is a predicted model, not a curated record. Bases 259 to 702 code for a protein of 147 amino acids. Gene Ontology annotation, biological process: protein ubiquitination. Gene Ontology annotation, molecular function: ubiquitin protein ligase activity. The transcript has 4 exons.
AGUCCAUGGUCCUGAACGUAGUUCCCAAAGAGUACAUUGUAUAUCUAAGUAGUCUGUGGCCGUACAUUAUUGGCUCUCGAGAACUAUGACAAGUGAUUUUUCAGCUGCCCGCCACUCAAGAAAAUAAAUAAUAAAUCGUCUUGUGAGUACGUGCUUUCUUAAUUUAAUUGAUACCGCUAUUUUGAAUUUUUGAUGAUGGGCUUGUGCUGAAUUUUCUCAAUUUAAAAUUUACGUUAUAUGGUGGAAAGAUAAGGUAAAAUGGCAGGGUAUUUUGAGGAGAUGGGCUGGAGCGAGUUACGGGAUGGUGAGCAGCCAAACCAUUUAUUGCAUAUGGCUAGGUUCUUGCUGGAUGUUGGUGUGUAUGACGAAGAUUUCUCUGGACAGUGGCCCAGAUUGCCUCCACCGGCGUCCAAAAACGCAAUAGCAAAUUUACAAGAGUUCAUUAUGGAGAAUGAUGUUAAGAACUGCCCAAUCUGUCUUAAGGAUUUCAACAUUGGUGAAAAAGCUCUAGAGAUGCCAUGCCACCAUUUAUUUCAUGCUGCAUGCAUCCUCACUUGGUUGGAAAGGACCAAUUCUUGUCCGUUCUGUCGCCACGAGCUUCCUACAGAUGAUGAGGCGUAUGAAGCAUUCAAAAAGGAGAAAAAAAGGGCUGAGCAAAGAAAAGAAGACAUUGAGAUACUGCACAAUUCUAUGUUUAGCUGAUUAAGAUGUUGAAUAGUAUGUCUUUAAUAGUAUAUUGUUUUUAUGCUAUCACAUGUUAAGGGUAAGGAAGUUCAAAGGGAAACAAAAGUUAGUAAAAUUUUUUGUUGGAGUUUACUAUAUUUAAGAUGCACCGAGUUCAUUUAGAACAUUGUAAAUUUAGGGUCAAUUUACAUCGCCAUGGUAUGGAAUGGAACUGAAGCGGCAAUUUAGCCUUUUUGCGUGAGUAGACGAGCGAAUUCGCACGACUGCACUUUGUGGCUGUUGUAGAUGUUCAGUAGUUUAGUCUAGAUCUUUUGUAUGACAAGGAUGUUGGAUUAUUUCGCUUAUUUGUGAAGCAGAAGAAGAUAAAUUUGUUCAUGAUUUAUAAAAGCUUUUGGCGAAUAUUUCCAUUUUACAAAGAUUUAUAACUAUACCUGUUUUGUAGACACGUGACGCCGUACUGCGCCUCCCCUUGGCUUCAAUACCACUAGUAUUGAAGCCAAAGAAAGUUGUUAGACGCCUCCGGAACUCUCGAGAAUGCACGAGAAUUCUCUGGAAGAUGCGCGAUCUGUCUUUUGACUCGUAUCUUGUCCGUACGUUAUACAUAAAGUUCAUUAUGAUGUGUACAAUUUCAUUA